This is a messenger RNA of Kuraishia capsulata CBS 1993, 1962 nucleotides long. RefSeq lists its product as uncharacterized. Gene Ontology annotation, biological process: protein phosphorylation; regulation of cytokinesis; mitotic cell cycle. Gene Ontology annotation, molecular function: ATP binding; protein kinase activity; protein binding. Lineage: Eukaryota; Fungi; Ascomycota; Pichiomycetes; Pichiales; Pichiaceae. The transcript has a single exon. The coding region runs from base 1 to 1962 and encodes 653 amino acids. The record is from RefSeq and is a predicted model, not a curated record. Gene Ontology annotation, cellular component: spindle pole; spindle pole body; cytoplasm.
AUGGCAAGCUCAAACAACCAGGCCCUCCAGGCCUUGAACCAGGCCGACUUGAAUGCCAGAACGAAUGCGUUUCAGACACCUCUGAAAAUCGUCAGACCAACUACUCAGCGCUACGAAGGAAAAGAAGUGGAAAAGAAGAAGAAGAGGGAAAAGCUUUCUGCUCUUUGCAAGACCCCGCCCAGCGUAGUCCGUACCAGGACUGGACGUGGGUACCAUAGAGGGUUGUUUCUAGGAGAAGGUGGAUUUGCUCGUUGUUUCCAAAUGAAGGAUGAAACCGGCAAGAUUUUUGCUGCCAAAACUGUUGCGAAGGCCUCGAUCAAGACGGAAAAGACCAAGACUAAGUUGCUUUCGGAAAUCAAGAUCCACAAAUCGAUGAACCAUCCUAACAUUGUCCAGUUCAUCGACUGUUUCGAAGACGACAUCAACGUGUAUAUUCUUCUUGAGAUAUGUCCCAACCAGUCGUUGAUGGACCUCUUGAAGGCGAGAAAAAGUAUUACCGAGCCCGAGGCGAGGUUUUUCUCGGUCCAGAUCGCGGGAGCCGUCAAGUACUUGCACUCCAGAAGAAUCAUUCACAGAGAUUUGAAGCUGGGAAAUAUCUUUUUUGAUCCCGACAUGAACCUCAAAAUUGGAGACUUUGGACUGGCUUCUUCCAUGGGUGCUGAUACCAAAAAGAGGUACACCAUCUGCGGUACUCCCAACUAUAUUGCUCCUGAAGUGCUUGGUGGAAAAGAGGUUGGUCACAGUUUCGAGGUGGACAUUUGGGCCAUUGGGAUCAUGAUCUUUGCUCUUUUGUUUGGCAAGCCUCCUUUCCAGAACAAAGAUGUUCAGGUCAUUUAUGAGAGGAUCAAGGCGAACGACCUGAAGUUUCCCUCCUCUCACCAGAUCUCGUACAGCGCUGUGAGGCUGAUUAAAAAAUUGCUUUCGCCUUCACCAAUGGAGAGACCUUCGAUAGCUGAAAUUUUGGAAAGUCCUUGGUUCAGAGAAGGUCUUUUCCCCAGCAGAAUCACCAUGGAAUCUCUCAGGAAGACCCCCAAGUCGCUCGAGUUUCUCACCACCGAAGAGUCCAGAAUCAACUUCAUUAAUGCGAAACAGAGUGUGGGCUUCGACGACAACAAGAGGACGCCCGUGGAAAUCCUCAGGACCGAUCUGGAAAGCGAAAAACCAAAGACGCUGCUUCCACAGUCUCUGUCUCCAGGUAACACCAAGAGCAAGUACCAGGAGAUCUCGCCAAAGGCGAUCAAGCCAUUGAGGAAUAGGCUGGCCCAGGAGCUUAAUGGCACGUUUGAGAAUAAGCUGAACGAGAUGAUGAACGAGGAUAUCUACACCGUGUUGCAUAAUAUGCAGAAGGUGGAAGCGUCGUUCGAGACUACCACCACUCUGCGUGAGCCAGUGAUGGUGAACAAAUGGGUGGACUACUCCAACAGAUACGGGUUCUCGUACCAGCUCUCAACAAAUGCCAUGGGCCUUCUUUUCACGGACACAGGUCACACGGUCGUGAAGUUCCUUCCCACCGACGACAUCAUGUAUAUCGAGGCAGAUGAGAGGAAGGGUUGGACCAUGCAGCAGUACAGCUCUGGCAUGAUUCCCCCGGAAUUGGAUCAGCACAUGGAGGUAUUCGAAUUCUUCAGCAACUACAUGAUUCUCCAUCUUUCUGAUGUGUCAGAGUUCAGAAGAUUCACGAGGUCGAGAGAUAUCUUCCUGAGGCGAUUCACCAGGGAAGACCAUUACAUCAUGUUCGAGCUGAGCAACGGCACGUUCCAGUUCAACUUCACGGAUCACCACAAGAUCGUGAUAUCGCAGGGAGGGCUAUGUUUGUUCCAUAUUACACCCGAAAAGGUUGUUGAGCUCUGUUCUUUAGGCGAGGUCCUGGCCAACGGGGACUUUCUCGAGACCGGUGAUUCGUACUUUGACAUCAAGUACGAGAUGAUCAAGUCUGCGCUGAAGCAGAAGAUAAUACCCUGA